This is a messenger RNA of Pangasianodon hypophthalmus (striped catfish), 1660 nucleotides long. Its product is annotated as B-type lectin plumieribetin-like. The transcript has 3 exons. Bases 922 to 1263 code for a protein of 113 amino acids. The record is from RefSeq and is a predicted model, not a curated record. NCBI's taxonomy places the organism in Eukaryota, Metazoa, Chordata, Actinopteri, Siluriformes, Pangasiidae.
AGAGUGGUUAUUUUAGUUACCGUAGACUUCCUAUCAGCUUGAACCAGUCUGGCCAUUCUCCUCUGACCUCUCUCAUCAACAAGGUGUUUCCAGCUGCAGAACUGUCGCUUACUGGAAGGGUUUUUUUUGUUUUGUUUUUCGCAACAUUCUGUGUAAACUCUAGAGACUGUUUACAUGAAAAUCCCAGGAGAUUAGUGGUUUCUGAAAUACUCAAACCAGCCCAUUUGGCACCAUGAUAUGGUUAAAGUGACAGUGAUCACACUUUUUCCACCAUUCUGAUGUUUGAUGUGAAUAUUAACUGAAGCUUUUGACCUGUAUCUGCGUGAGUUUAUGCAUUGCGCUGCUGCCAUUGGCUGAUUGGAUAACUGCAUGAAUGAACAGGUGUACAGGUGUUCCUAUUGAAGAAGCCAGUGAGUGUAUAUGUCUUCAUUUGAUUUUACAUAUAUAUAUAUAUAAUUUUAAUUUUUAUUAUUUUAAUUUUCCUGCUUCCGCCUGUCUUUAGCCUAGGUGUAUGUAAACUUUUGGCCAAACUGAUAACUGAUAUCUGAAUUUUAAACUAUAAUUAGCUGGUCCCAUUUCAUCUACGAUAUAAUAAUUCUGGUGUAUUGAUAACCUUAUCACUAAUCAGAAACGUGUAUUCCAUAGAAGACAGUUUUUCUAUGACUCAUGAUUGCCAGCGCUGGCCAUUGUGUUUGUGUUCCUCACAACAAAUGCUUUGUUCCUUCUUUAUCUUAGAAUCUUUUUUGUUAUAUUAAACUAUAAGAAGUAAUAUUUCUGGUUGGUCAGAAUGACAGCCAAUGACAGUAAAGGACCGUCAGCCAAUGACAGUAAAGGACCGUUCAUAAAAACCCCAUCUCGCAUCAAAAAUCUCCAUAGCAGCUUACUGAUUCAUCUACGAUAUCACUGUCAUUGUGCAGAACCAUGAGCAGGAACUUCUUGUCCAUGAACGAAGAGCUCCGUAAGGGAGACUUCCUGUUAUCCAACAACCGAGAGUACAAGGCAAUCUUUCAGGAGGAUGGGAACUUUGUGGUCUAUGGCUGGAGACCUCUGUGGGCAUCUAACACGUAUGGCAAUACCGACGCCCAACGGCUGAUCAUGCAAGGAGACUGCAACUUCGUCAUGUACACGCCGGACAGACCCGUGUGGGCCACCAACACCAGCCGGAAGGACGCCAAAAUGUGCCGUCUGGCUCUGGGCAACGACGGCAUUCUAAUGGUCGAUAAUGAUGGGGCUGUGGUGUGGAAAUCUACUAAGUCUAAUUAAAAGCAAUGAAGCAAUCAUGUCUCAAAACUCUCUGCAGCUGUCAGGAAAGUUAUAAAAUAAAUCAGUAAAGAGAAGCAGCAGGAUGUCUCUGUGUCUCUGUACUACUGUUAUUAUAAUCAGUUCAAGCAAAACAGGCGGGCAGUACAAGACUGCCAACAGAAAUGAAUACUCUGAAUAACAGACUGAAUACUUUUCCCUGCACCUAAAACCCAGUUAAGACCCCAGACUUACCCUAGUUAUCCUCCUUUAUCACGCAGCAAGACAAACACAGAAAUUAUAAGCAAGACUCCAGGGCUACCAGAAUGGAAACUUACUCCAUCACUAAUCCAACCCAAUCGAACAGGCUUUAUCAAAGCAAACAGUCAACUACUAACUCUCACAGAAUACUUAACCUUCU